AUGGCAUCAAGGAUCAAUGGCCCUCCAUCUGGGGUUCCCAAACGAAAACCUCUUCCCGAUGCUGCCGUCCCGCCAAUUUCAGAGUCCAACAGCGACCUCGAAAAGACAACCGAGCCGGUUCCCCUGGCGCCUGCGACCGACCGAACGCCAACACAGGAGCACAAACUCACACCAUGGCAACAGCUACAGCUAAGGUGGAAUCAGUUUUCAGUUAAGAAAAAGCGGAUCAUCAUCGGUGCUCUCAUAGCGACACUCGCGCUUCUUGCCCUUAUCGUUGGUCUCACUGUGGGGUUGACAAAACGUCAUGGAAAGGGCUCGAACCUCCCUCUCCCCACCUCGAACGGCGGGACCUACACUGGUGAUCUAACAUACUAUGACCCUGGUCUUGGAUCAUGCGGAAUAUCCAGUAAAUCCUCUGAGAAAAUUUGUGCCGUGUCACACGUUGUCUUUGACGCAGCCUCGACUUCGGAAAACCCGAACGAGAACCCCCUUUGCGGAUUGAAAUUGCGUAUACGCAGGGGCGAUAAAAGUGUCGACGUCAAGGUUGUGGAUCGCUGCCCAGGUUGCAGUGUCGAUGACUUGGACGUAUCCUCAGCUGUUUUUGAGGAAUUGGGUGAUCUGGCGGAAGGGAGGGUAACAGUGGAUUGGGCCUGGUUGGACAAAAUCCCUGUCGCGAUGGAAUGA
Messenger RNA from Aspergillus puulaauensis, 684 nucleotides. Its product is annotated as RlpA-like double-psi beta-barrel domain-containing protein. NCBI's taxonomy places the organism in Eukaryota, Fungi, Ascomycota, Eurotiomycetes, Eurotiales, Aspergillaceae. The record is from RefSeq and is a predicted model, not a curated record. Bases 1 to 684 code for a protein of 227 amino acids. The transcript has 2 exons.